AUGUUAAAUAGUUAUCAAUUGUAUCAUCCUCAUCAUAAUCCCACAGUCAAUAAUCUACGUCGCAACAGUCUUAACUCAACUAUCUCAUUAAGUAAAUCUCGUCGAAAUUCAUUUUCACCUGCAACACCAUUAAUUCUCUCGCACCCGACUUUCGAAGAUUUCAACGAUGAUUAUUUUUCACUGCCAUCAUCUUCAACAAUAAAUAAUAAUAGAAUCAAUAAUAAUAAUAAUAAUACCCGUCCCAAACCGAUCGAAACUACUACGAAUUUUUUUCCCGAAUCCAAAGAUGAUGCGAGUCUUUCAUUUCUUGAUAGUCUUGAUCUUGCCAGUAAUCUAAUAGCAUCAACAAAUGAUGAUAAUAUUUUUAAUGGCAAAACUCUACCCGAUCUAUUAACAUCAUCACCUGCAGUUUCUUCUUCUCCGUCGGCAAUACAAUGUGUCCGCAUAAUCCGUCGAAACGAUACUGCACCUAUUCAAACAAAUACUAAUACAAGUCAACGUCGUGUUGUACGUGUUAUUCGCUUGAGUAAUGCAGCACGUACUACAGAACAAUCAUCAUCGUCGUCAUCAUCAUCAUCAUCAUCAUCGUCAUCAUCAAAUGUAUAUAUUGUUCGUAAAUCGGACAUAACACCAACUGUUCAAAUAAAUCCAGCAUUAAAACAUGUUAUUGCUCAAACAUCAAUCAAUAAUAAUAAUAACAACACGGAUGAAAAUAAUCAAGUAAAUAAAUUCUAUGGUUCAACAAUAUCAAUAUUUGGUAUUGAAUUUGCUGUUGUUUCAAAUGAAAAUAAUACUUCCGACAAAUGUGCAUCACUUGUACAGAAUAUGAAUGAUACGACCGUUAAGACAAAUGUACAAACAACGAAUAAGAUCAACGAUAUUCAUAAGUUAUUUUCUCGAAUAUAUCGAUGUGUGCUUUGUUCAGCGGAGUUCAAUGCUUAUGAAGAUUUCGUUUCACAUGGUAGUGGACAUUUACAAGAUUUAACAUUGAAACCACUUGAAACUGCAUCUGUCUUUCGACGACGCUCAUAUCGAUGUCUUUUACCACAUUGCAAUGCAAGAAUUGAAAGUGAAACGGAAAGUCCUCGAAUACUCGAUCAAUUAUUUCGUCGACAUUUGCUUAGCCAUGUUGGCACACACCCGUUCAAAUGUCAUAUAUGUAAAAGUAAAUUUCAAAGAAUACAAAAUUAUCGUGUCCAUUUAGCCUAUCAUGAAGAAAUGAACAGUCCUUCAUUACAGUGUAAAAAGUGUCUAAAAAAAUUUACUGCUGAUAAACAAUAUAAUUUUCAUAUUCGUAAAUGUUUUGUCGUGCCACCAUCUCUACCAACAACGCCAACGCCAUUAUUUCGUUGUCAAAUGUGUGGUGAAAAUUUUGAAAAAGAUCAAAGCUUAAGAUUGCACAUGAAACACAUUCAUCCAUCUCGUCCAUCAACGCCAACUGUGACUACGAUUCGAAGUGAUAAUGAAGUUCGUGUUCGACUAGUAUCACCACCACCUGUAUCAAUCAAACCCAAGACUCCGCCAGGAUCAUCGAAUUCAUGUCAAAUUUGUCAUCAAGAAUUUCCUAAGCGUUUACUGUAUAAAAAACAUAUGUUAACUCAUUUGGGUGAUAAACAUUUUGCAUGUACUUAUCCGGCAUGUAAAGAAACAUUUUAUACUCAAUCAAAUCUUGAUCGCCAUGUUCGAACAACACAUUUGCGUGGAAGUCAUUCAUUUGUAUGCACAUUUCCGAAUUGUGGGAAAACAUUUACGAGAAAUGAUUCAUUGAAAAAUCAUCGAGUGAAACAUUUUCCCAAUAUGAUCAUGAAAUGUCCAUAUGUUGAUUGCGAAGAAAAAUUUCGCGUGCGGUCAACGUAUCAUGCUCAUGUUAAACGACAUCGAACUGAAAAACAACAAGCAUCAACAAUGUAUGUGUGUGUGCUACAAAAUUGUCAAUAUACAACUUCAAAUAAAGCAAGCAUGAAACAGCAUUUAACAAAAGUACAUGAUUAUAAACAAGAAAAAGAUGAAGACAUUCCUUACAUUCAAUAUCCGUCCAAACAACAACAGCAGCAGCAGCCUAAUAUUGAUGAAUCAACUGCAACAAACCUUGUUGAAGUUUCAGCUCCACUAGUAGUUAAAUUACCCGGUGAUGAACCCAUUCCACCCACAACACUUGUUGUGUCAAAUCCUCAACCACUACUGUCUGCUCCACCACCACCUCUAAGUGAUCCAUUUGAUUUCUUUAAUAUGAUGAUGAUGCCCGACAUGCCACUUGGUGAUCUCGAUUGGCUUAAUAUUGAAUCCGAAGAAAAUAUUCGACCACGUAAACGUCAAAAUAUAAUUACAAUUAGUCGUGACAUGGAAAGUUUAUCUACUGUCGUUGUAGAAAACUUGAGUGGUUGUGCUCGAACCGAUUAUCGUAGUAAUCAUGCAUUACUCGAACGUGCUAAAUUUCGACGAAAGUUAUUAAAUUAUAAACGAGAACUUUUACGAGUUGACUCUCAGCCAGUUUCAAUAGCAACACGACGAUUGUCAUGCCAAUUAUCUGAUGAUAAUGAUAAUGGUAUUGAAGAUGAAGAUGAUGAUAUUCUAGAGACAACACUAUGGGAAACAAGUCCCAAACGAAUAAAACGAUGGGUUGAUGUUAAUGAAAAUUAA
Molecule: messenger RNA, 2640 nt
Organism: Rotaria socialis
Lineage: Eukaryota; Metazoa; Rotifera; Eurotatoria; Philodinida; Philodinidae
Source: the annotation of a GenBank genome assembly